Theobroma cacao (cacao) is the source of this 3215-nucleotide messenger RNA. It is a transcript of the gene OXS2, whose product is annotated as CCCH-type zinc finger protein with ARM repeat domain-containing protein. Gene Ontology annotation, molecular function: metal ion binding; protein binding. NCBI's taxonomy places the organism in Eukaryota, Viridiplantae, Streptophyta, Magnoliopsida, Malvales, Malvaceae. The record is from RefSeq and is a predicted model, not a curated record.
UUCAUGAAAGAAAAAGCAGCAGUAACAUCGGAAAUAGAGAUGAGAAGAAGAAGAAGCAGCUGUUACUUUUCUCAGAACUCUCUCUAUCUAACUUAACCCCCAAAAUAAAAAGAAAACACAAAUUUAAUUGAAGAUCAGAGUUUUUUUCUUCACUCUCAAGCUAUAUCUCCAAGACCCAUUUCUUCUUUUUCCAAGUAGAUCUGUAAAAACCUCUCCUUUUUUAUUGGUUUCUUACAACGGAGAUGGAUUCUUAAACUGGUUGAUUCUAAUGGGUGCUGUUUCUAAAUCUCAGUUGGAUAUUUACCAAAUGAAAGCAUGUGCUGUGGAUCGGAGCGGUUAAAGCAAACACCGUCUCCAACAACAUCUAAUAUUUCUUUUGAAGAUAGCAGACAUCCUAGCGUAGAUAUGAAUCACUUGACUGUAGAGACUGAAGAUGCUUUUGCAAGCUUGCUCGAGCUUGCUGCUAAUAAUGAUGUUGAGGGCUUUAAACUAUCCAUUGAACGCGAUCCUUCUGGUGUUGAUGAGGUUGGGCUGUGGUAUGGUCGUCAGAAGGGUUCGAAGCAGAUGGUUAAUGAGGAGAGAACCCCUUUGAUGGUUGCGGCUACCUAUGGUAGCAUCGAUGUUAUUAAACUGAUCCUAUCUUCAUCAGAUGCUGAUGUUAAUCGUGUGUGUGGCCAUGACAAAAGCACUGCGCUUCAUUGUGCUGCCUCAGGUGGGGCUGUGAAUGCUAUUGAUGUUGUGAAACUGCUUUUAGCCGCCGGUGCUGAUGCAAACAUGGUUGAUGCAAAUGGUCAUCUUCCUGUUGACGUUGUUGUUGUUCCUCCGAAGCUUCAAGCUUUAAAAUUAACUCUCGAAGAACUCCUUGCUACUGAGAGUUCUGUUCUUGAGCGCAAUCUAAGGGUUUCAACGGCUGUUGCCAAUUCCAGCUCCCCUCCUCUAUCCCCUUCUCAGGAAAAUGGGUCACCAUCAUCUGGUUCAGAUUCCCCAAUGAAGUCAAAGUCAACUGAUGCUCCUAUUUCUUCCGCGUCAGAGAAGAAAGAAUACCCAGUUGAUCCAUCUCUUCCGGAUAUCAAGAACAGCAUCUAUUCAACUGAUGAGUUCCGGAUGUAUUCAUUCAAAGUGCGGCCUUGUUCACGUGCUUACUCCCAUGAUUGGACAGAGUGUCCAUUUGUUCACCCAGGGGAAAAUGCUAGAAGAAGGGAUCCUAGAAAGUUUCAUUACAGUUGUGUUCCUUGUCCUGAUUUCCGCAAGGGGGCAUGUAGGCGUGGAGAUAUGUGUGAAUAUGCUCAUGGUGUUUUUGAAUGCUGGCUACACCCUGCUCAAUAUCGAACCAGGCUGUGUAAGGAUGGUACUAAUUGUGCAAGGAGAGUAUGCUUCUUUGCUCAUACUGCUGAGGAGCUCCGACCUCUGUAUGUCUCUACCGGUUCUGCUGUCCCAUCUCCUCGUUCCAGUACUUCUGGUGCAACAGCCAUGGAUUUUGCUGCAGCCUUGAGUCUCUUGCCUGGAUCACCCUCAUCUGUAUCUGUUAUGUCUCCGUCACCUUUUACACCUCCCAUGUCUCCGUCUGCAAAUGGCAUGUCUCAUUCUAAUGUUGGCUGGCCACAACCUAAUGUUCCAGCCUUGCAUCUUCCAGGAAGCAAUCUUCAAUCUAGUCGCCUGAGAUCUUCUCUUAAUGCAAGAGACAUUCCAAAUGAAGACUUCAACUUGCUGCCAGAUUUUGAUGUGCAGCAACAACAGCUGAUAAAUGAGUUAUCUAGCCUCACUCAGCCAUCUAUGAGUUCUAAUUCUUUGAACCGAUCUGGUCGAUUGAAGACCCUGACCCCAUCAAAUCUUGAUGAUCUCUUUUCUGCCGAGAGCUCAUCUCCGCGGUACUCUGAUCAAGCAUUGGCUUCAGCAGUGUUCUCUCCCACCCAUAAGUCUGCUGUUCUCAAUCAAUUUCAGCAGCAGCAAAGCAUGUUAUCACCUAUCAAUACAAAUUUUUCUCCUAAAAAUAUCGAGCAUCCUCUAUUGCAGGCCUCUCUUUCUGGUAGGAUGUCUCCUCGAAAUGUAGAACCGAUCUCACCAAUGGGUUCUCGGGUUUCAAUGUUAGCUCAACGUGAGAAGCAGCAACAGUUUCGCAGCCUCAGCUCUCGGGAGCUGGGAUCUGGUUCUACUGCCAUUGUAGGUUCCCCGGUAAAUUCUUGGUCAAAAUGGGGAUCCUCCAAUGGGAAGCCAGACUGGGCUGUAAAUGCAGAUGAAUUAGGCAAGCUUCGCAGGUCAUCUUCAUUUGAGCUUGGCAAUGGAGAAGAGCCUGAUUUAUCAUGGGUUCAAUCUCUUGUUAAAGAAUCUCCCACUGAGAUCAAAGACAAAAUGGCAGCUCCUGUCUCAGGUGUUGCACCUAAUGUUUCUUCAAGUGAGGGUUCUAAUUUGAACACUCAAAUUGAUCCUGUCGAUCAUGCUGUGUUGGGAGCAUGGCUAGAGCAAAUGCAGCUUGAUCAGCUUGUGGCUCAGCAAAACUGAAAUCAGUUUCGCUGAGCCCUGAGGUAGAGACAACAAAAAGGUUUUGGUAAAUAACAUUUGUAUUUUUUGGGAUUUUGUUGGUGAUGAAUGUGGAAGGAAGAUAAACAGUAACACAAAGGUGAAGGAAGGAGAGAAGGUCAGUUGACGAGGGAAAUUCAUUUUUCACCAUUUAUUAUUACAACAAAAACAGUUAGAAAAGGUUGAGAUAACCUCUGGGUUAUGUUUAAAGAAAUUAUGCCCAGGCUAGGUGUUUUUUCUUCCAAUAUUUCAAAAAUUAGAUUUCUAUUGCUGUCAUUUUAUUUUUUGCCUUUUUUUCUAUAUGAUGAGAGACUUUGUUCGAUGACAAUGGACAACCAAGAUCCUAUGUUUCCUUUUAUCCUUUGCCUGUUAUGUUCAUUAUCACCUUCGUGAGAAACCAAAUGAAGAUGGAUCAUGAAGUUCUCAUCUCAGACAGUUGGAUGGUUUUUCUGGGUUUGGUCAAAAUUUUUGGAGAUAAGGUAGUGGAAAAUUUGUUUCUUCUAAUGUAGUUUGGAAUCAAUAAUUAUUGGUGCCUGUAAUGUGGAAGAAUAGGGUGGAGAAAUUUAUGAUCCUUUGAUGAUGAUGAUGAUGAUAAUGAUGUAACAUUCGACUAUAGUUUAUUGCUUAUUCCUAUUCCAAUAACUUCAUUGUCACAUACUACUACUACUACUACUGGUAUAAAUUCUCCUUAAUGUCUU